Molecule: messenger RNA, 1486 nt
Organism: Durio zibethinus
Lineage: Eukaryota; Viridiplantae; Streptophyta; Magnoliopsida; Malvales; Malvaceae
Product: serine carboxypeptidase-like 45
Biological process (GO): proteolysis
Cellular component (GO): vacuole
Molecular function (GO): serine-type carboxypeptidase activity
Source: RefSeq, a predicted model, not a curated record
UCUUCUCUCUCUCUCUAUUUGGGUUUCUUUGCCCUCUUAUUUGAAAAAAGAAAAAAAAAAAAAAAACAAUGCUUUCUUUACCCUGGAGAACAGUGGCAUUGGGCUUAAUUGUACUUCAGGUUUGGUUUUGUGUUCAAGUCGAGUGUUUUCCAGCUCUGUUUGAUCGGGUUACUCAGUUACCCGGUCAACCCAAAGUCGGGUUCCAACAAUACUCGGGUUAUGUGACCGUUGAUGAGAAAAAACAGAGAGCCUUGUUUUACUACUUUGCUGAAGCUGAAGUAGAUCCAGCUUCCAAGCCUCUUGUCCUCUGGCUCAACGGAGGGCCUGGCUGCUCUUCAUUGGGGGUUGGAGCAUUUUCUGAGAACGGACCAUUCAGGCCUAGUGGGGAAGUGCUGGUGAAGAACCAAUAUAGCUGGAAUAGAGAAGCCAAUAUAUUGUAUUUGGAAGCCCCAAUUGGAGUUGGGUUCUCUUAUUCUACUGACGUCUCCUCUUAUGAGGCUGUUAAUGACAAGAUCACUGCCAGGGACAAUCUGGUGUUUUUGCAAAAUUGGUUCCUCAAAUUCCCUCAGUACAGGAAUAGAAGCCUGUUCAUUUCAGGGGAAAGCUACGCAGGUCAUUAUAUACCUCAGCUGGCAGAACUUAUGCUUCAGUUUAAUAAGAAGGAUAAGCUGUUCAAUUUGAAAGGAAUUGCUCUGGGCAAUCCUGUUUUAGAAUUUGCUACUGAUUUUAAUUCAAGGGCUGAAUUCUUCUGGUCUCAUGGACUGAUAUCGGAUUCUACAUACAAAAUGUUCACCAUUUCUUGUAAUUACUCGCGAUAUGUUAGCGAGUAUAACAGAGGAACCGUUUCUCCUAUUUGUUCAAGGGUGAUGAGCCAAGUAAGUACAGAAACUAGUAGAUUUGUGGACAAGUAUGAUGUUACCCUUGAUGUCUGUAUAUCAUCAGUGUUAUCGCAAUCCAAAGUCCUAACUCCCCAACAAGUUGGUGAGACUAUAGAUGUCUGCGUAGAAGAUGAAACAGUUAAUUAUCUAAACAGGCAAGAUGUGCAGAAGGCUCUCCAUGCACGUCUUGUAGGAGUCCAUAAAUGGGCUGUCUGCAGCAAUGUCCUAGAUUAUGAACCGCUUGAUCUGGAGAUACCAACAAUCACUAUCGUGGGUGGACUCGUGAAGGCAGGAAUUCCAGUCAUGGUAUACAGUGGGGAUCAAGAUUCUGUCAUCCCAUUGACUGGAAGUCGAACAUUAGUUAAUCGAUUGGCCAAGGAAUUGGGUUUGAAAACCACUGUGCCUUACCGAGUUUGGUUUGGAGGGCAGCAGGUUGGUGGCUGGACUCAGGUUUAUGGAAAUAUCCUAUCCUUUGCCACCAUUAGAGGAGCAUCCCAUGAAGCCCCAUUCUCGCAGCCUGAGAGAUCACUGGUUCUGUUCAAGGCAUUUUUAGAAGGCCGGCCACUACCGGAAGCAUUCUGAUUUCCUGAUCAGUUCUUGGAUUGAGA